UUCGAUCUGAUCUGGCUUACCGGCCACGGCUCGCAGUCGGCUGUUUCUCUCCCUCGUCCCCUUUUGGCCUUUUCUUUGUCCACCGGCGGCGAUGUCAGAGGAGGCGACGAGGAGCAAGGUCCUGGUGGUCGGAGCCACCGGCCGCCUCGGAGGCAGCCUCGUGCGCGCAAGCCUCGCCGCUGGACACCCCACCUUCGCGCUCGUCCGCCCGCACCACCUCGCUGCCCCCGACUCCGGCCCUCUCAAGCAUCUCGCAACAGCCGGUGCUACGCUCCUCAAGGGGUCGCUCGAACUGGAAGACUACCCGAGCCUGCUCGAAGCGGUGCGGCAGGUGGAUGUGGUCAUCUGCUCGGUGCCCACGAAGCACGCCCUCGAGCAGAAGUCUCUGAUUCAGGCUAUAAAGGAAGCCGGGUGUGUGAAGAGAUUUAUUCCGGCAGAAUUCGGAGUUGAUCACACAAAGGUGCAUAUUUCUGACAUGGACCAUGGCUUCUAUGAGAAGAAAGCUGAAAUCCGCCAUCUAAUAGAGAGGGAAGAUAUUCCACAUACCUACAUCUGCUGCAACUUCUUCAUGCGAUAUUUGCUUCCUUCACUGGUGCAGCCGGGUCUACAUGCUCCUCCGAGGGAUGAAGUUACUAUAUUUGGUGAAGGAAACACUAAAGGUAUCUUUGUUCAAGAGAGUGAUGUGGCUGAAUUUACGGUGUGUACCAUAGAUGACCCCAGGACAUUAAACAAGACAUUGUAUCUGAGACCUCUGGGAAAUGUCUACUCACUGAACGAAUUGGUUGGCCUCUGGGAGACAAAAAUCAACAAAUGCCUAAAGAAGAUACAUAUAACAGAAGAGCAACUCCUUGAAAACAUCCAUGAUGCACCAUUUCCUUUGAAAAUGGAUUUAAUAUUUAUAUAUUCAGCUUUUGUUAAGGGCAACCACACAUAUUUUGAAAUUGAUUCGAGAUUUGAAGGAUCUCAACUGUAUCCUCAAGUAAAGUAUACCACAGUGAAUGAGUAUUUGGAUACACUACUGUAGAUUGUUGGCUUGAUCUGUAUCUUCCUCAUAAAUAACAUCCUUCUGUUUCAUAUGUCA
Molecule: messenger RNA, 1081 nt
Organism: Brachypodium distachyon (stiff brome)
Lineage: Eukaryota; Viridiplantae; Streptophyta; Magnoliopsida; Poales; Poaceae
Product: probable pinoresinol-lariciresinol reductase 3
Exons: 5
Coding region: 92-1024 (310 amino acids)
Molecular function (GO): oxidoreductase activity
Source: RefSeq, a predicted model, not a curated record